CAACAGAGAUCAAGUUUGAAAGACUACAAAAAUGUGAUAAAUUGUAGAAAUCAGCCACGGAGUAUGAAAAUUAAAAAUGAAUCAUAAUCUACCUCGCGAUACAGAAGAAGCGGUUUAAAAAUUUCCUCUUCUACACUGUAAAACUUCUACCAUUCGACAUUUGACCUGUGUGUGUCAGUCCAGUGUGCGCACAUACGCUGUCAAAAACAUCCGUGAAUCAUUUGUUAUUUUUUUGUGUGUCAGAUUCGUUCUUUAAAAAAAGUAGAACAGAAAACAAGGAACUAAUAAAAGGAAUUUGUUCUUUCAUAUUUCUUUAUUGGUUUGUAACACAUUCGUUCUAACAAACCCACCGAACGGAAAGGAAAACGGAACUUGCAAAUCUCGGUUGGGCGUUAGAUACUAUCGAAACGUAGUAAACGGCUCGUGAAAAACAUCAACAAUGGAUCAGGAUCGUAUUCUAGCGACAUUCAAGAUAUUAAUAAUAGGCGAAAGUGGUGUAGGAAAAUCUAGCUUGAUGUUACGAUUCACAGAGAACGACUUCGACAGCGACCAGGCGCUUACGAUCGGUGUGGACUUUAAAACGAAAAUGCUCGAUAUCGACGGUGUGAAGGUGAAGCUUGCUAUAUGGGAUACGGCCGGCCAGGAAAGGUUUCGUACGCUUACGCCCAGCUACUAUAGGGAUGCCCAGGGAGCCAUCCUAGUGUAUGACGUCACCAAAAAGGACACAUUCCAGAAGCUAGAAUCGUGGCUAAACGAGCUGGAAAUUUACGGCACACGCAACAAUAUGGCUAAAAUGAUAGUGGGUAAUAAGAUUGACCAGCCGAACCGAGCGAUCAGCAGGGACGAAGGGUUUCGGUUUGCUAAAAAGCACCGGAUGAUGUUUAUCGAAACGUCGGCAAAAACGAGCGAAGGCGUAAAGGAUGCAUUUGAGGAGGUAGUUCGUAAGAUUAUGGAAACCGACGGGUUGUGGGAACGAAACGAUUACGGUGAUGGCGUUGAUCUGCAUGGCAAUCGUGUACCUGCGGCUGGCUCGUGUUCCUGUUAGCUUCCGGUUGUAGCAUACGAUCCUAAGCACCACUGGCACAAAACGGGAUCACUGCGGACCAGAAAGGUGAAUCGUCGUUUGUAUCGCAUGCUUUGCAGCUCAUUAUACCGUGCUCGCCCUGUGUACUACUGCUGUUCAUCACGAUAUUCAUACCAACGGUACGGUAAAUAAGUUUUUUUUUAUUUAAUAUGUUUUGUGUUUAGAUAAAAUAUUUUAACCCUAUUUUAUGCAUUGUGUAUGUGGUUACGUUAAGGUAUACUAGGCGGAAAUAAUAAUAAAAAAAACAUGAGGAAAGUUUAAACGUUUCCUUUGA
Molecule: messenger RNA, 1358 nt
Organism: Anopheles funestus (African malaria mosquito)
Lineage: Eukaryota; Metazoa; Arthropoda; Insecta; Diptera; Culicidae
Product: ras-related protein Rab-18-B-like
Exons: 3
Coding region: 440-1045 (201 amino acids)
Molecular function (GO): GTP binding; GTPase activity
Source: RefSeq, a predicted model, not a curated record